GCUCGCAUCCUAUGGCCCAGGGUGUCGCACCGCUACACCAUCAUUAUCAUUAUCACCGUCAUCGGUUAUUUCGCAAGUGAAGUGCCAGCGAGAAUUAUUUUAAAUUUUAAAUAAAAUACUAUCUGCGCUAAAUGUCAUUUCAUACACUCACAUUAUAAAUCAUUGUCUUGUCAUUUUUUUUAACUGUAUUAUGUAUUUUUUUAUUUAUUUUUUGCCGUACCCGCUCUCGUAUCUCGGUUUACUAAACACAUGAAUACUCUGGGCUUUAUAUAGUAACUCAGCUCUAUACUUGAAUACUAUACACAACAGAAUAGAAUUGGAUACGACUAUUCUCGGGCUUUAUGGUAUGGAAACACACAAGUGGAUGAUACAUAGACAGUCUUGGUGUUGACCUCACUGCUAAUUUUAAAAAAAAUUUUAAAUCUGAAACACGAUGGAUCCCACGGAUAUGGAUGCUGAGUUCGAAACGCCAUCCAAGUGUUUGAUAUUACUUUGUUUAAUAUGGAAGUUUUUUAAAUGUAUAUUUUCACAUGUGACACUUGUAUCACUUGUCGUAGCUUAUUGCGUUCUCGGUGCCUAUGCAUUUGAAAGACUCGAGUCUGGAUAUGAAAAAGACGUGAAGCGCAGCAUAAAAGACAUCCGUGGUAAUGUCACUGAAAAGUUAUGGAUAAUGACACAAUCGGCGGAGAUACUUAUUCGUAAAAAUUGGACGGAUGAUGUAGUAGAAAAAUUGCGGGCUUUCGAAACGGAUCUUUUGAAGAAAAUGAAAAAAGACGGCUGGGAUGGAAGCGAAGAAGAGGACGAAAUUCAGUGGACUUUUGCCGGUGCUCUAUUUUACUCAAUCAUUGUUAUCACAACGAUAGGGUACGGUCACAUUUCUCCAAAGACUCCGAACGGCAAGGUCGUAACUAUUUUCUAUGCUAUACUUGGCAUACCCCUGAUGUUACUAUGCCUAUCUAAUAUUGGGGAUGUCAUGGCCUCGAGCUUCAGAUUUCUUUACUGGAAAAUUUGCUGCUAUGUUUGCACACGACCGCCUAAGCCACGACGUGUACGGAGCAGUCACUUAGCUCGAGGAUAUAGCGUUCGUCAGGGAUCUGGCCGACCUGGAUCAAGACCGGCUUCAUUACGUAGGUCCGUUAGGGCAAGUCAUAGAUCGACGGACUCGGCUCUUGGUCAUUCAGGAAGCAUGGCCCGAUCAACGCACUCCGAGACAGUCGCUGCUGGAGAGUCUCAUCGAUUAAAUCCUCCGCGUCGUUACGACGUCGAUGGCAACUUUAAUGACUUUACAAAGCGAUCGACUCUGCCGGGCAGUGCCUCACCUCGUCAUCUGCAGUCAAUUAGUCCCAUGAGACACACGUAUGACGUACCGGGCACGUCGACAGCACCGAGAAUCGUCAGUGGCAAUAGUAGGAGAGCCCGCAGUGGGACAGCGACCUCGCACACUCCCGGGGCAACCCAGUCGCUUGAUAGGCGAUUGCUCUUUGCUCCAAAUGAUAUCGAUGAUCGUACACCAGUGCUUUUCAACAAGUAUGCCCUAGAUGAGCCGUCAUGCUUACCAAGACAUCAUCCAGAGACUGAUAAUCAAAAUACUGGCCUCUACGAUGACGUUCAUCCAUCACGUCCGAGUAUCGCGACGAAAAGCAGACUCAAACCAGAUAACGUGGCCUCGUCCACAUUGCCUCGUGUCGAGCGAUCUGUGAUAACGCCACGCAGAUGUUACUCGGUGGAUCCUUCCGCAGUUGCCAGCGAGCCGAGUCCAUAUCUCGAGGUCUCACGACCUAGAAGAAUUCCCAGCGGUGGAAUACGACGUCCCCGUAGCAAUCUUAGUUCUACUUCCCGCACACCCAGAAGAGAAGCACCAUCGCCGCGAAUCAUGUCCCCCAUGGGCUUUGCCGUUCAUCGUCAAGUUUAUGCUGACGAUAUCGAAUAUGAUGAGUAUUUGAUGCCCGCUGAAGAUCAAACAAUAAAACCCGUUCCAAUUUGGCUCUGCGUAUUUCUGGUCGUUAGUUACAUAUUAGGCGGUGCUGUUUUAUUUAACGAGUGGGAAAGCUGGAUCUUUCUUGACUCGGCAUAUUUCUGUUUCAUUACUCUUACAACCAUAGGGUUUGGUGAUUUCGUGCCGGCUCACAAACUUAAUGCACAUCAGGGAAUUGCACUCUGCUCGCUCUACCUCCUCUUCGGUAUCGCCCUACUUGCAAUGAGUUUUAAUUUGGUUCAGGAAGAAGUAAUAACAAACGUCAAGAGCGUCGCUAAACGGCUGGGUAUCAUAAAGGAGGAUGAAGAUGAUGAGGAAGAUGACAUCGAUGACAACGACGUUGACGUAAUUAACGACGAAUAUGAAGAUAGAAAUUAUGACUGCGAGUACGCUGAAUAUCCAGGCAAUCAUCGCGGUUACAGUUACGGUCAUCAUGAUCUUGAGAUGUCGUAAAAUAAAAUAUUUGAUAAUUAAAAAUUUAUACUUAAAUAUUAAAUUAAUUAAAAACUUGGGAUUGUGAGGCAACAUGAAGCUCAAUACAAUAUUGUAAUUUAUUAAAAUACUAUUUUCAAAGUUACAAGUAUAACUUUUUACACGCCUAAGAACAAGACGAAGAAGUAGACGAAGGUGAUUUCUCAUAUGACAAAAACCGCGGCAUCUUUUUCUUCUUCUUCUCUGUCUGGUCGUGGUAGCCGCCGCCGCCGCCGCGGUAUCGCCACCGCAAAACAGUACAGCUUGCUGCUACUCUACUCUAUAAUUUUAGAAUUGUGCUAUUUCGAGUUAGUGUGCCGCGUCGUCGUCAGACCACGAGAGACAGACUCAUACCAUCCGAGUAGUAUACAUCCGAGAGGCUCCAGCUCAAACGAUACUCCCCUCUUCAAUUCAAACGCUCUUUCGAGCUAAAGUGUAUAUCUGCCUCAUAUUAUUUCUUCUUCUUUUUGUUCUUUUUAGAUCAACUCUAUCUAUCUAUCAAUAAUAUAUAUCUACCUCACUUUCUUAUACAUUCACUUGUAUAUUACAUAUCUCUUUGAAACCGGCCAGCGUGAAGACAUAAAGAAUAUCUAUAUAUACAUAUACAUACAUACAUAUUUUUUUUUCACUUUGAUAAAUCAAUCGUGCGACGAGUUUUUUACACAAGUUUAAAUUGAGAUUGUCCUCAAUAUAAUAAAACGUUCACGAGUGUCUUGUUGCGGGUGAUACAGCGAUUCAGCACGUGCAGAUUUUAGUAAUUUAUUUAUUUUUAAAAUUAAUGUCUUGAUAUUAGUUUUUAAAAAAUAGUGAAUCCUGUAAAUAUGAGAUGACAGAUCGUCAAUUGUGCACUGGUGGUAUCAUCGGGUGGUUCUGCCGAUGAUAACAGUAAUGACGAUUAGAUUUGUCCUGU
Microplitis mediator is the source of this 3356-nucleotide messenger RNA. RefSeq lists its product as uncharacterized. The record is from RefSeq and is a predicted model, not a curated record. Bases 434 to 2428 code for a protein of 664 amino acids. Gene Ontology annotation, cellular component: membrane. The transcript is spliced from 8 exons. Gene Ontology annotation, molecular function: potassium ion leak channel activity. NCBI's taxonomy places the organism in Eukaryota, Metazoa, Arthropoda, Insecta, Hymenoptera, Braconidae. Gene Ontology annotation, biological process: stabilization of membrane potential; potassium ion transmembrane transport.